Molecule: messenger RNA, 2393 nt
Organism: Darwinula stevensoni
Lineage: Eukaryota; Metazoa; Arthropoda; Ostracoda; Podocopida; Darwinulidae
Source: the annotation of a GenBank genome assembly
AGAUGAGGAAGACACCAUUACAAUUAUUCCAUUUUUUUAAACGUGGUUAUUCAAACCGCAACAUCUUGUCCUUGAGCAAGAAGGGUUUCUGGGCUGACAUAUUCCCUCAUGAGGCAACAAAUGAUCUUUCUAACCUUCUUGUUGGUCAACCACAAGUCAUCUAUGCUGGAUUCGAUCCUACUGCUGGCUCCUUGCAUCUUGGGCAUCUGGUGGUUAUCCAGGCUUUGCUUCAUGCGCAAAGAGCAGGUGAAGUGCACCAUAUUAUAUUUUUCUCUUCAGAUUUUGAAUCAGAGUUAAACUUUGUUAAUGGAUUGAACUAAUUGCUGUGAUUGAUAUGAUGAGAAUUGUUAGAGAUUAUAGUUGAUGAAACAUUUCCAAAGCAGGUACAAGGGUAGUUUGACAGUGAAUGAGAAUCUCAAGUAUGUGCUUAAGGGUGGCAAGGUGACUCCUAUGACAAAGCAGCCUUAUAGAUGGCUGCAGGCCAAGUUUGAGCAUGGUAGCUUGCUCCCAUCAGGAGAUAUAGUACUCAAAUUAAAACCAUCUUUGGAAAAUGGAUGAAAAUCUUAUUGAGCAGCAUGCAAUGAUCCAAUAUUUGAUGCAGAAGGACAAGAAUGCAAUACAAAUUCAUGAAGAGCUUGUUGAUGCUUACCAGGUCUAUGCUUUACCAUACAGUAUGGUUGGGUGCUGGAUCAGUAAAUUUUGUUGUGGUUGGCAGUCAUUCAAAAGCUAACUGUCCACUGGGGCGACUUUCAUGUGUUUUGAUGUUUGAAAUCAGAUCCCAAAGGAAAAAGGUUUUUGACUGAUGAAGUGCAGGAGGCUGUGAUGAGAUGGUUUGACAGCAUGCCUUUGGAAUUCUGGACUGCUGGUGUAAACAAGUGUAAAGAAAGAUGGUUGAAGUGUAGUAGCAUUAAUGGUGAUUAGGUUGAAAAAUAAAUGGCAGUUAAUGGCCCACAGUGCUUCCUUACCGAGAUUCUCUCUCAUUGUCUAACUACCCUCAUGUAAACAUUCUGAAUUGUCAGUGAAAGAAGUAUGAAGGCCUUCUGGCUUCUUGUAUCUCUUAUGAAGUUAUUGAAUAUUGAUCAGUUCUUUCAAUUCCUAGUGCUGCUAAUUAUUUGAAGGUCAUAGCGUAAUUGGAGUGAUAGGAGGAGCAACAGCACUUAUAGGGGACCCAACAGGCCGAACAGCAGAGCGUCCUCAACUGGAUCACAUGACGGUCAGGAGCAAUGCCAUUCGUCUUGAGAAGCAGCUGAGAAGAAUCUUUGACAAUCAUGAAAAGUACUUCUGGGAGAAAUCAGAUCCCCUGGUGCCCCUUAAGGUACUCAACAACAUGGACUGGUAUGAGCAGUUUGGUAUUGUGGACUUCCUGCAGGAAGUGGGGCGUCACCUUCGUAUGAAUGCCAUGAUCUCACGACAAAGUGUCAAGACCCGGCUUGAUGGUUCAGGUUUGUCCUUCACUGAAUUCACUUACCAAGCAAUGCAGGCCUAUGACUGGCUUCAUCUGUUCCGCAAGUUCAAGUGCAGAGUGCAGAUAGGUGGAAAUGACCAGAUAGGCAACAUUGUCACAGGGCAUGAUCUACUCAGCCGGGCUGAAAACACUCAGGUCUAUGGCCUCACUGUUCCCCUUGUCACAGCUGAAUCUGGUGACAAGUAUGGAAAGUCAGCUGGCAAUGCCUUGUGGCUGGACCCAGAGAUGACUUUGCCCUUCGACUUGCACCAAUUCUUCCUUCGACUUCCAGACCCUAUAGCUGAAACCUUCCUCCGUCUCUUCUCAUUCCUUCCACAGAGUCAGGUAGAACAACUAGUGGAAAAUCAUCUUCUGGCCCCAGAAAAACGAAUUCCCCACAAGUACCUUGCUGAGAAUGUUGUCACCCUUGUUCAUGGUGUAGAAGGGCUCCAGUCAGCACAACGAGCCACAGAAGCCCUGUUCCAGAAUUCAGCAGAAGCACUGUGUGAUAUGAGUCAGGAUGAACUGUCUUGUCUGUUACGUGGUGCACCACAAGUGUCCCUCUUGUUAAAGCCAGGCACAACCAUCCUGGAUGCAGCAAUGCAGGCCAAGUGCUUUCUCACGGAAAGGGAUGCACAUAGAAUCAUCACCAGCGGGGGAUUCUAUGUGAAUCAGCGCAAGGUCACCAACCCAAACAUAGUGUUGAUAGAGGGUGAACACAUUCUGCCAAACAGGAUGACAGUGGCUCGUGUUGGCAAGAAGAGUCAUGUCUUGAUCCGUUGGGCCAUCUAGUCCUGAUUUUUCUUUUUCAAUUGGAUUUUUUUUUAUCAACUUUGUUUUGUGGUAAAAUGAACACUCCCUGUUACUUCUUAGAUUUUUUUUUUCCAUGUCUGCGAUUUGGUGCCAAAAAACUGUUCAAUGUAAACUCCUUUACUAAACAAACAUUUGU